AUUGGCGGUGCUUAUACAGAAUGAAACUAAGCAAAUCGGAGUACUGUGAAAUUAUUCGAGAAGGGCACUUUAACUUGUCCUUUAAGAUUUUCUAGCUUGAAAAUCAAGUUUCUGCGAUUUAUUUUCGGAUUAAGUAUGAUUGUUACAAUUUGUGAUUGAGUUUUACCAAGAGAACCAUGUGCGACAAUAUGAACAUCAAUCCGUUCGCUGGAUUAUUUCCGACCGUCAACGAUGCCGUGUCGUUUUCAUCGCAAAGUCAGAGGGUUGUUAACGAAAAUGACAGAGUUAAUUAUGUUACAAAGCAUGAGAAUAUAAACGUACAGGACACGACAGGACCCACUGAAUUUCAAGGUCCAAACAGUUCCACAAUUGAUAGUCAGGUUAACAAUCUACUCGCUGACGUAUUCGGAAUAACAUUACACGCGACAGAAAUGAGUGGAUGUAAAAAUCGUAAAUUGAUUUUUGUCGAUGUCGAUUCGAUCGAGCAAGCAGUUUUCGAACGAUUAAUGCUUCUUGAUCUCGUGUCAAAAUUGGUGCCUGCUGAAGAUUCUCAGCAAACCCCUUGCAACUCGCAUACAUUAGAAACACAAGCAAUAUCCUACUUAUUUGAAAGUUAUUGUCGACUCCAACGAUAUCAGAACAACCAAGAACUGGGUAAUGUUGUCUGUAAAAUGCAAAAAAUUAUCUUACAAAAUGCAGGAGUAGCGUUACAAGAACCAGACUUGUUUGAAGGACAAGGGAUACAUAAUCAGUUUAUCCAAUUAUGUAUUGACAAAGCUGGAUCAAUGCCAGAAUUUGUGUCAUUCACUAAUGGCAUUGUAAUUGAGUUACAAACAGAGAACAAAGAACAUGCUAUGGAUACAAUUGCUGUAUCUUUUAAUCCUAUUUUAGAUAUUAUUUACAAAGAAGCAGCACAAGUUAAUCUUGCCUCUUUUAGACAAGAUUGGUUUACAAUAUUAAAUCUUUUUUGUUCGAUAGAACCUUUAGCUAAAUUGAUAAUCCAUCAUAGUACUCCAAAGCAUAUCUAUGGUAGUGCAUAUGCGAAAACAUUAUUAGGUGCACUUUUCAGUUUAAGUUGUUUGCCAAAAACAAUAGAAGAACCUUUCCAUUACUUCGAUGCGCCAUUACUAGAGUCUACCGCAACUAUCGAAGGAAUGAUUUGGACCUUUCUGGAUGAUUUAAACGAAUCAUUGCAUAAAGUUUUUCAUUUAUUACUCAAAUGCUCUGUGGAAGUUCGCCACUUAACUCUGCAGUGGAUAGGUAAUUGUCUUUCCGCAAACGCGAAUAGGGGAAAAAUAUGGAACAGUCAGAACGACACAAGUCUGGGCGCUAUGUUAUGCGUUUCUGAUGGUUUUAUGUUAAAUCUGGGAAACGUGCUGCUCCGGCUAUGUCAGCCAUUUUGCAUUAAACAAAAUGAAACGAAAGUGCCUAAAAUAGAUCCGACGUAUUGUGCGGCAGCGACAAAUGGGAACGAAUGCUCAAAUGAUGCUAUACACUUAAAAGGAUUGUCUUUGGAAACUUGUUUAAUACCAACAUCAGAUGAUGGAGCCAGACCAAUUGCAAAAACAUUUAGUUUUACUACUGAAUGUUUUUUUUUAACUCACAGGGCUUUAGAUCUUGGUUACAGGGUAGUAUUGGAUAAGCUUUCGAGAACAAAUCAAGACUUGUCAAGAAUACAAAGAGCGUACGCAGAUGCGGUAAGCAAUGUUGAUAUCGAAGCAGUGGAAUUAGGAAAAAUUUUAGUGGAAGAAAGGAGCAAGUCUUUAUCCUUUAAUGCGAGUCUUUUAGUGCCAGAGAUGUUAACAUUGUUAGCGAAAUUUCACGCGACAACAGCAUUUUGGUUAGUACAAGUGUAUUUAAAUAAUGAAGAAGUUGAAGGAGGUAAACAGAUUGAUUACACUCCAAAGGAAUAUAAAACAAUAACAUUUCCUCUGCCAGACACUGUUCCAGACACUUUGAAAUGCAUUCCUGAAUUCGUGGUGGAGAAUACCAUUAGAUUUUUAUGCUUUCUGCGCCAUUCGAAUCCAAAUGUUUUUGAAGAACAUGGUUCAUUUUUUUUAACACCAGUGUUAACUGAGAUCAUAGUACUGAUGGAGUCACAGCAACGUUUAUACAAUCCUCAUUUACGUGCUUGUCUGGCAGAAUCUUUAGAAGCUCUUCUACCUACCAGUGAUGAAACCAUAAAUUCUACAACGCUGAAUUUAGGAACAUUCCAUAGAGAACAAUUAUUUAUUAAGCAUCCUUACAGGCAAUAUAUUGUCGCCAACUUGCUGAAAGUAUUCGUAAGCAUCGAAAUGACUGGACAAAGCGUACAGUUUGAACAAAAGUUUAAUUAUCGAAGACCAAUGUACGUUGUUAUGGAAUAUUUGUGGAAACUUCAGGAACAUCGUAAUAAUUUUAUUAUUUUAGCUGAAGAAGCAGAAGCAAACAUGGAGGCAGCUCAACCCCCUUUGUUUUUACGUUUUAUAAAUCUUUUAAUGAACGACGCCGUAUUUCUGUUAGACGAAGCGCUUUCAAAUAUGGCCCAGUUGAAACAAUUACUUCAAGCAAGGGAAAACGGAGAGUGGAAUGAAUUACCGCAACACGAGCGCGAUCAGCAGGCUCAGUAUUUGCUCCAUCUCGGAAUGAUUGCUCGAUUUGACAACAUAUUAGGUAAAAAAACAAUAGAAACGUUAAAAAUGUUAACGACAGAGAUCAAAUCGAUCUUCUGUCACUCGACAAUGGUAGAUCGUAUUGCUUCGAUGCUUAAUUAUUUACUACUACAAUUGGUUGGACCGAAUAAGAGAAAUCUGAAGGUAAAUUAUAAAAAUGAUUAUGCGUUUAAUCCUGCAAAUUUAGUGCUGAACAUAUGCGAAAUUUACAUAAAUCUUAGUCAAUUUGAAUCCUUUACACUCGCCGUUUCUCAAGACGGUCGAUCGUACAGUCCUGAACUGUUUAAGUUAGCCGAUAGCGUACUCGUUCGUAUCGGAGGUGCGAGUAUAUCCGUAGGUUUGAGUCGAUUCGCGAAAAAUGUAGAAACAGCUGCAAGUCACAAAAGAGAAGAAGACGAGAUACUGGUCGAUGCUCCUGAAGAGUUUCUAGAUCCUAUCAUGUCUACUUUGAUGAUUGAUCCUGUAAUUCUUCCAUCUUCUAAAAUAACUAUUGAUCGUCAGACUAUUGCCAGGCACCUACUAAGCGAUCAAACGGAUCCGUUUAAUCGGUCUCCUCUGACCAUGGACAUGGUAAUAUCUGACACCGAACGUCAGCGCAGGAUACAAGAUUGGAUAAAUAAGAAGAAACAGGAAAGAGCGAAAAGUUGUCAGUGAUUACAGGAGAUCAAAACUCCGAUUUUACAGUUUUAAUAAGGAUAUGAUACACUCAAUUCUCCCUCGAGUUUUCAGGUAACAAAGAAAAUGAAGCAUGAUCUAAAGCA
This is a messenger RNA of Dufourea novaeangliae, 3412 nucleotides long. It is a transcript of the gene Ube4A, whose product is annotated as ubiquitin conjugation factor E4 A. Bases 177 to 3305 code for a protein of 1042 amino acids. Gene Ontology annotation, molecular function: ubiquitin-ubiquitin ligase activity. Gene Ontology annotation, biological process: protein polyubiquitination. Gene Ontology annotation, cellular component: cytoplasm; ubiquitin ligase complex; nucleus. Lineage: Eukaryota; Metazoa; Arthropoda; Insecta; Hymenoptera; Halictidae. The record is from RefSeq and is a predicted model, not a curated record. The transcript is spliced from 14 exons.